CGUGUCCCCCAACAGGAACCGGCUGUGUCCCCGGCAGGAAUAGGUUGUUCCCACAAGCCGCCCCCUCUCCCCCGGCUGUCGGACUCAUCGCUGAUGCCGGGGAAACUGAGGCGCGGCAGGCGGGAGGUGCUGGGGGAGAAGCAGUGGCGGAGCGCGGAGGAGAAGGGAAGUGCCCAGCGGGAGCAGCCCAAGCUCACCAGAUCCAGGACCUAUGAGUCCUCCUGCAAGGAGCCGGAGCAGGCGGCUGCGGGCAGGCAGGGACCCCCAUCCCCCUCGCUGAGCAAGCAGGACAGCAGCUACCGCCGGGCCUUCGGGGAGCUCGCCGAGCAGGACGUGCUGCUGGGCUGCUUCUCCUGCGCCUGGCAGAGAGAAAUGCCCUACCACGGCCGCCUCUACGUGUCCUCCCGCUACGUCUGCUUCCACUCCAACCUUCUGCUCAAGGACAUCAAGGCCGUGGUCCCUGUCGCCUCCAUCUCAGCCCUCAAAAAGACCAACACGGCGCUGCUGGUGCCCAACGCAAUCAGCCUCCGCACGAACAAGGGGGAGAAGUUCCUCUUUGUGUCGCUGCGCCAGCGAGAGGCCACGUACCAGCUCCUGAGGUCGGUGUGCAAACACCUGCAGGGCAGCGGCCAGAGCCCUCGAGACUCAGUGAGCUCCGAGGAAACCCUUGGAAAGUCUCAGAUCUCGAGCCAGUCAGCCCUGGAGCAGAGCACCCCGGAGCCCAACAGCCUCCCCGGAUCCCUGGAUGAGCCCAACCCGAGAUCAAGGCAGGCAGAGGAUGAGGAUGGCGAGGUGGCCCUGCUGAUUCCCAGAUGGGUGCCUGCAGCAGAGAAACGUGGCCUCUGGGGGAGAGCCCACGCCGUGCUCUGGGCCUGGGCCACUGCACUUUGGUCCCGGAUAAACCCCCAGCUGAGCUCUCUCAACAUCAUCAUCACCAUCUACCUGCUGCUCAUGGUGGCCUUGCUGCUGUCCUCGGGGUACAUCGGGCUGCGCAUCGCGGAGCUGGAGCAGCAGCUGUCCUUUGCGGGGGCCGGCCCGCGCCUCAACCUGUCACCGCAGUCCAAGAGAACGUGAGGCCACUGAGGACCAUCAGCAGCGCGGCAGCCGGGGCUCAGGGGCUGCUCUGAGCCCGUCCUUGGCCUCUCGGGGUGGCUCUGUCACCAAGUGCCUUCCAGCUCCCCACGAUGCCUGGGGAGCCCACGGGCUGAGAGGCUCCAUCUCCCUGUCUGCCCACCCUGAGCAGCAGCAGAAGAGACCCAGGGAGCUCCUGGCAGGGCAGAGAGCAGGGAAGGGGAGCUGGAGUCAGCAGCAACCCCCAGCCAGCCCUCCCUGCCCAGAGGGAGAGAGGGUCAAGCCCCAGGCAAGGCAGGGGCACAGAGA
Melozone crissalis (California towhee) is the source of this 1380-nucleotide messenger RNA. Its product is annotated as GRAM domain-containing protein 2A-like. The coding region runs from base 94 to 1074 and encodes 326 amino acids. NCBI's taxonomy places the organism in Eukaryota, Metazoa, Chordata, Aves, Passeriformes, Passerellidae. The record is from RefSeq and is a predicted model, not a curated record. The transcript has 12 exons.